UCAUCGAGUUAAAACUCCAGUCAGUCAGGUCUUUUAGUAAAUGCAGUGAUUGCUUUUCUUUCUGUAACGCAACUUUACUGUUGUUGAUAAAUAAUAAAAAAAAAAGAAAAGUAAAAUGGAAAAUCGUAAAAUCUUAUUUAAGUCACAAUCGAGGGUUCUAAGCCCGCACAACCAUAUUAAAAUAAACCGCGAAAGACAGCGCGUCACUCGCGCUUUAAAUCGUGAGAAGCAUUUUCAGAGCAAUCGCAACAUAGGUAUUAGUCCCAGUACGGUGAAAACUGUGACGGCACCGAAGCCGAACUGCUCUUCGCUGACUGAUACAAACGACAAUCGCGAGAAUCAGCCGCCUGGGCCUGAGAAUGAGUCUUCUAUAAGUAAAAUGCCAAGGGGCCAAGAGGAUUACCUUCAACGGUUUAUGAAGUGGCGGACGGCUUCUAAGCAACAAGUAGCCCAUAAACAACAGCAAAGGAACACAGAGGCACCGUCACAGCAAACACCAACAAAAAAAGAUAAGCAAAAACGUCAGUCAGUAUAUGUUGUUGUUGAUUCCAAACCAGCACCGCCAACUUCAAUGAAGAAACAACUGGCUAAUAUAAGAACACCAUUUGGUUUUGCUGCUGAGACAAAGACCUUUUCAACUAUACCGCCAGUAUCAGCUACGAGUCGAGCAAUAGUUCUGAAACCGGAAACAAAGUGGAUGCAGAAGGAGAACAAACCGAUUAUAGAAAAUACUAAAGUAACGACUAUACAAAAGUCAAAACCGUCAGGGACGAUUGAGCUCGCUAAAACUGCAGUCAGUUCAGUUAAUAGUACAUCGAGGCCCAUAAGUUUAAGGGCGCAGCCUUUCAAUGUGCCCAAAGUUGGCAAUAGUGCCAUAGGAUCAUUGCAGGGCGGCGGUGCAGUAGGCAAAUUUAAAGCAGUUGCAGUUGGGGUAAAAAACGACAUAUCUUCUCAGCUCAAAACACGGAUGAAGGCAAAAAAUACUGUGCCCGUUAACGGCAGGAAGAAAGACUGCAUGAAUAUAAACAAGGACAUGAUGAAAGCAACUUUGCUUUUGCAGCCACCCAGUACGCCGCUUGAUUUCGCCCACAAUAAUAAUUUGUUUCAGGCACAGGCAACCUCUACGCAAUGCAAGUCUAAUAAUAGUUCCGCCAAUUUGUUUGAAGCAUACAAUUUAAGCCCUGUGCAAGUUGGUGAAAAGUCCUGUGCAAAGAGACAGUUGUUGCCAUCGAAGUCCUCGAAUGUACAGGAAAAACGCAAAUGUAAUUUUGUGCGUUGCUCAGAGGCAAAUGAGUUGAUUGUAUCACCUUCAAAACCAGAAAUAGAUGAAAUGACAGUGAUGCCGGUAACGCCACAACGAGAUCCAGAGGUUCAGCCAAAUUACCUGAGCCCAUUUGUGAGCGUUUCACGCGGCAAAGUUAACACUCGAGCAGAGGCUGAGAAGAGAAACAGCAUAUAUCUGCAGAGACAGGAUCAGGAAAAACCAGAGGCGUCCGUUUUAGUGCGACGCACACAGGAAUCGGUGCUAUAUUUUCGUUUGCAGCUAGAUAACGAAAUUAGACGCCUACAUUCGCUCUGUGAUGAGUGGCACUUAUAUAGCAACCAAAAUAAAACGCAACUGCAUGAAACUGGAGGAAUGGAUAUGAUAGAUGUGGCUAUUGGGCAGACUAAGCUGCUGACCAGUAAAAAACUUAUGCAGUUUAAGGAUUUAAUUGAUCGCUGUGAAGCGGGUGCUACAGGAAUCGGUAUGCGACCAAAUGAUGGCGAGUCUACUAAGGUGGUUUUAGUCGAAGAUUUGGAAGGCUGGUGGGACUUGAUCCGUUUGCAGAGCGAUAAUUUAAAUAAACGUUUCGAUAACCUAAUCCGCUGGAAAGCCAACAAUUGGUUGGAUCCAGAUACAGUGGUACUGCAAUCUAAUCCCAACGUACACGUAAAAAAUAAGAAAAAGGCAACCGCCAAAGCAAGCAGUCACUUAAAAGAUUUUUUACGCAAGGCCUAUGCAAACAAGCGCAAUAAUGAGGCAUCUGAAUGUCUGAAAGAGGUGAAUCUUGAGCUCGCUAAAACUGCAGUUAGUUCAGUUAAUAGUACAUCGAGGCCCAUAAGUUUAAGGGCGCAGCCUUUCAAUGUGCCCAAAGUUGGCAGUAAUGCCAUAGGAUCAUUGCAGGGCGGCGGUGCAGUAGGCAAAUUUAAAGCAGUUGCAGUUGGGGUAAAAAACGACAUAUCUUCUCAGCUCAAAACACGGAUGAAGGCAAAAAAUACUGUGCCCGUUAACGGCAGGAAGAAAGACUGCAUGAAUAUAAACAAGGACAUGUUGAAAGCAACUUUGCUUUUGCAGCCACCCAGUACGCCGCUUGAUUUCGCCCACAAUAAUAAUUUGUUUCAGGCACAGGCAACCUCUAUGCAAUGCAAGUCUAAUAAUAGUUCCGCCAAUUUGUUUGAAGCAUACAAUCUAAGCCCUGCGCAAGUUGGUGAAAAGUCCUGUGCUAAGAUACAGUUGUUGCCAUCAGAGUCAUCGAAGGUACAGGAAAAACGCAAAUAUAAUUUUGUGCGUUACUCAGAGGCAAAUGAGUUGAUUGUAUCACCUUCAAAACCAGAAAUAGAUGAAAUGACAGUGAUGCCGGUAACGCCACAACGAGACCCAGAGGUUCAGCCAAAUUACCUGAGCCCAUUUGUGAGCGUUUCACGCGGCAAAGUUAACACUCGAGCAGAGGCUGAGAAGAGAAACAGCAUAUAUCUGCAGAGACAGGAUCAGGAAAAACCAGAGGCGUCCGUUUUAGUGCGACGCACACAGGAAUCGGUGCUAUAUUUUCGUUUGCAGCUAGAUAACGAAAUUAGACGCCUACAUUCGCUCUGUGAUGAGUGGCACUUAUAUAGCAACCAAAAUAAAACGCAACUGCAUGAAACUGGAGGAAUGGAUAUGAUAGAUGUGGCUAUUGGGCAGACUAAGCUGCUGACCAGUAAAAAACUUAUGCAGUUUAAGGAUUUAAUUGAUCGCUGUGAAGCGGGUGCUACAGGAAUCGGUAUGCGACCAAAUGAUGGCGAGUCUACUAAGGUGGUUUUAGUCGAAGAUUUGGAAGGCUGGUGGGACUUGAUCCGUUUGCAGAGCGAUAAUUUAAAUAAACGUUUCGAUAACCUAAUCCGCUGGAAAGCCAACAAUUGGUUGGAUCCAGAUACAGUGGUACUGCAAUCCAAUCCCAACGUACACGUAAAAAAUAAAAAAAAGGCAACCGCCAAAGCAAGCAGUCACUUAAAAGAUUUUUUACGCAAGGCCUAUGCAAACAAGCGCAAUAAUGAGGCAUCUGAAUGUCUGAAAGAGAUGAAUCUUACACUAGAACGUCGCUCAUUAAACCGUACUUUUGUGGUUCGCGAUCACAAAUCGUCGUCACCAGCCCGGACCCUGCUUCGUGUGCCCAGGUGCAUGAGCAAACAACCAUCGAAUAUACGAAACCUAUUAUUAAAGUCUGCAAUUCUGGGCGCAGCCGAAGAGAUUUCAGAAAAUCAACAGAUGCCUCCAAAGAAUCGCAUUUCUAUUCUGAAAACCCCAGGCUCUAAAAAACGUGAAACUCCUGUUCGCAAUGUUGCGUUCAGUGCGAAGAAAAAUGUGCGUCGUUUUCAGUUCACGUUUGAGGAAGGUCAUCGCAGAGAAGAUGACGACGCUACUGCAGGCAUUGAUAAGUUAGAAGAUUGUGAAGAGGAUGUGUCACCAAAGAAAAGAUUGUCUCACAGCGAUGAACAAGAAGGAAGUUCGCGUAUUUAUUAUCUUCGCAAUCGUAAGAUUGUACUGCGACCAUCUACGGAGUUUAUGUAGCAUUACAAAUAUUUGAUAUUUUAUAUUAAGGGUCAAAUAUUGUCCACAAAUAAUGAAAGAAAAUUUGAAUAUAUUCCCGCUUACUUUUAAAGUUAAAACCCCUUUAUUUUAUUUUUUAUCUAACGUUAGCUAACAUAUGUAAAAUUUUA
This is a messenger RNA of Drosophila grimshawi, 3957 nucleotides long. It is a transcript of the gene mars, whose product is annotated as guanylate kinase-associated protein mars. Bases 116 to 3808 code for a protein of 1230 amino acids. The transcript is spliced from 3 exons. Gene Ontology annotation, biological process: chromosome segregation; regulation of mitotic cell cycle; signaling. The record is from RefSeq and is a predicted model, not a curated record. Gene Ontology annotation, molecular function: microtubule binding. Gene Ontology annotation, cellular component: spindle pole centrosome; nucleus; cytoplasm. NCBI's taxonomy places the organism in Eukaryota, Metazoa, Arthropoda, Insecta, Diptera, Drosophilidae.